Octodon degus (degu) is the source of this 1554-nucleotide messenger RNA. It is a transcript of the gene Pipox, whose product is annotated as pipecolic acid and sarcosine oxidase. The transcript is spliced from 8 exons. NCBI's taxonomy places the organism in Eukaryota, Metazoa, Chordata, Mammalia, Rodentia, Octodontidae. The record is from RefSeq and is a predicted model, not a curated record. Gene Ontology annotation, cellular component: peroxisome. The coding region runs from base 75 to 1247 and encodes 390 amino acids. Gene Ontology annotation, molecular function: sarcosine oxidase activity; flavin adenine dinucleotide binding; L-pipecolate oxidase activity.
CUGGACUUUGCCUUCCUCCUCCUGGAGCUGCCUGUUUGCCUUCUCCUUCUUGGCUCUGUGGCUAAGUGGGCACCAUGGCUGCUCAGAAAGAUCUCUGGGAUGUCAUUGUGAUUGGGGCAGGCGUCCAGGGCUGCUUCACUGCAUACCAUUUGGCCAAACAUGGGAAGAGGGUCCUUCUGCUGGAGCAGUUCUUUCUCCCACACUCCCGAGGAAGCUCCCAUGGACAGAGCCGCAUAAUCCGAAAGGUUUAUUCUCAAGACUUCUACACCCAGAUGAUGAACGAGUGCUAUCAGAUGUGGGCUCAGCUGGAGAAGGAGGCUGGAACCCCAUUGCACAGGAACACUGAACUACUGCUCCUAGGAAAGAAGGAGAAUCUGGAAUUAAAGACAAUGGAAGCCAUUCUGAGUAGGCAGGGGAUAGAACACCAGUAUCUCUCAUCUGAGGAACUAAAGCAACAUUUCCCAAAUCUCCGGUUCACCAGAGGAGAAGUGGGGCUCUUAGAUAAGACUGGAGGCGUCCUUUAUGCAGACAAAGCUCUCAAAGCCAUUCAGGAUGGAAUUCACCGGUUUGGAGGAACAGUGCAUGAUGGAGAAAAGGUGAUAGAGAUAAGACCUGGGGACCCGGUCACAGUGAAAACCACCUCCAGGAGCUACCAAGCGAAGAGCUUGGUCAUCACAGCAGGUCCUUGGUCCAAAAAGCUGCUCCAACCCCUAGGGAUUGAUUUACCGCUCCAGAUUCUACUGAUCAAUGUGUGUUACUGGAGAGAGAAGGUUCCUGGAAGCUACAGUGUGUCCCAGGCCUUUCCUUGCUUCAUGUUCCUGGACCAGGCUCCCCAUCAUAUCUAUGGGCUGCCUGGGGGAGAAUAUCCUGGGCUGGUGAAGAUCUGCCUUCACCAUGGCAACAAUGUGGACCCCGAGGAGCGGGACUACCCCAUGGCUUUCACACAUGUCCAAGAUGUCCAAAUCCUACGCCACUUUGUCAAAGACUACUUCCCUGACCUGAAGUCUGAGCCUGCCAUCAUGGAGCGCUGCAUGUACACGAACACCCCUGAUAAGCACUUUGUUCUUGAUCAUCACCCGAAGUACGACAAUAUUGUCAUUGGUGCUGGAUUCUCUGGUCAUGGAUUCAAGCUGGCCCCGGUUGUGGGGAAGAUCCUGUGUGAAUUAAGCAUGAAAUCAGUGCCAUCCUAUGACUUGGCACCGUUUCGCAUAAGCCGUUUCUCCGGCCUGGGCAAAGCCCACCUUUGAUGGCUGGACUGCCUUCUGCACCCAGGCCUCUGCUGGGAAGAGUUCUGGGAAGUGACCCCGAGACACAUUCUUUUCUCUUAAUUUGAUUCUCUUUUCUGGGACUUAGGGUAGAUUUGACUAAAUCUUUUCAGGGGAGGGUAAACAAGAUGAUCUCCUACAGACCACUAGUACUCUUGGGGGUCCUUUUCCCUAAAACUAAGGAGCCCUCCUAGGACAGAGUCUUCCUCCAUCACACUCAUCAAGUCUCAUAGCUGCACAAUAAAUGUUUGAUGAAAAAAUGCGUUGAAUAAACAAAUAAUUGCAUUCC